AUGAAGGCCUUCUGUGGUCACAGCAACAGCACCGGUAUUAUUCUGUUUCCCUUCUCAGAGCUGAGGCUGGCUGGUAGUUCAACUCAGUGCGCUGGUCGAGUUGAAAUCCUCCAUAACCAACAGUGGGGCACAGUGUGUGGGAAUGGCUGGAACUUAAACAACGCCCGUGUCGUGUGCCGGGAAAUGGGCUGCGGGAAAGCUCUAACAGCGCCGAUUGGAGAUAAGUUUGGACGAGGCUCCGGUCCCACUUGGAUGGACGGACUCAACUGCACAGGAGAAGAAGAGAGUCUACGCAAAUGCCCAGCAAAGGCCUUGGCAGAACACAGUUGCGAUCACAGCAUGCAUGCUGGUGUAGAGUGUGCAGAACCACUGGAAAUCAGGCUAGUGCGGGGCGAUCAUAAAUGUUCUGGGAGAGUCGAGAUAUUCCAUGAAGAGCUCUGGGGAACCAUCUGUGAUAACGACUGGGAUCUCGAUGACGCGGAAGUUGUGUGUCGCUACCUUGGGUGUGGAGCCGCUUUCUCUGCUCCACGAGGUUCCCGUUUUGGAGAAGGAUCUGGUCCCAUCUGGCUGGAUGGAAUCAAUUGCACGGGGAAGGAGAACGCCAUCAGCAAAUGCCCCGCAAAAGAGUGGGGGGCACAUGACUGUACCCACACCGAAGAUGUCGGUGUUGUAUGUGCAGGUAUCUUCUUUCAUCUUGGAGAAAAUGUCCGCUUAGCGAGUGGCUCAAAUCGCUGUUCAGGGCGGGUUGAAGUUUACCACAAUGAGCAGUGGGGCACCGUUUGCGACAAUGGCUGGGAUCUCAACGAUGCCCAGGUGGUGUGCCGGGAGCUGGAGUGUGGAAACGCCUUGUCGGCAGUAGGGGGAGCCCGCUACAGCCAAGGAUCCGGCACCAUCUGGCUGGACAAAGUCAACUGCACGGGAAAAGAAAAAUCCCUCCGAGAUUGCCCCAAAAGACCCUGGGGAGAGCACAGCUGCGACCACAGAAGGGAUGCGAGUGUGGAAUGCUCAGAACUAACAAUUCCUUUAACCAUUCCAGACCCAAAUGAGAUCAGACUGGUGAACGGUUCAAACCGGUGCUCCGGCAGAGUUGAGGUACUCCACAACCAGCAGUGGGGGACUGUGUGUGACGAUGACUGGAGCAUGCUCAAUGCCCAAGUUGUGUGCAGGGAACUCGAAUGCGGAGUAGCCCUGUCCUCCCCACGUGGCGCUCACUUUGGAGAGGGAAGUGAUCACAUCUGGCUGGACGAUGUCAAAUGUAAAGGGACCGAAGCUUCCCUCAGGGACUGCCGGCUCAAAGGCUGGGGCGAACACAACUGCAACCAUGCAGAAGAUGCCGGUGUGGUGUGCUCAGAAGUCAGACUGGUGAAUGGCUCAAGUCGCUGCUCUGGGAGAGUUGAGAUAUUCCAUGGCCAGCAGUGGGGGACCGUGUGUGACGACCGCUGGGGCAUGAAGCAGGCUGAAGUCAUUUGCAGGGAGCUGAACUGUGGUGUUGCAUUAAAAGCGCCUACACGUGCCUUUUUUGGACAGGGAUCAGGGCCCAUCUGGAAGGAUGACGUCAACUGUGUCGGAACAGAAGCCUCUUUCAGUGAAUGCACGUCGAGCACUUGGGGCCUUAAUAACUGCAACCACAGAGAAGAUGCUGGUGUUGAGUGUGCAGGACAGGAGGGACCUGACCCGGCGGAGAUGAGGCUGGUCAAUGGUUCAAGUCGGUGCUCCGGAAGGGUGGAAGUGUUUCAUAUGGGUCAAUACGGAACGGUGUGCGACGACAACUGGGACAUUAAUGAAGCCGUAGUUGUAUGCAGGAAUCUGGACUGCGGGACUGCAGUCGCUGCCCCGCGCGGAGCCCGGUUUGGGUGGGGAGCAGAUCCCAUCUGGAUGGAUGACUUAGAAUGUACCGGAACAGAACUUGCCCUGACGGCAUGCCGAGCGAGGCCUUUGGGAAGCAACGACUGCAGCCACGGAGAAGACGCUGGCGUUAUAUGUUCAGAUGAUCUGAGACUGGUCAACGGCUCAAGCCGCUGCAGCGGAAGAGUUGAGAUUCGUCCACCCCACAGCGAGCAGUGGGGAACUGUCUGUGACCGUACCUGGGACAUAAAUGAUGCUGGAGUCGUAUGCCAGCAGCUGGGCUGCGGAAAGGUUGUAUCAGCCCUCCAAGGAGCUCAUUUUGGGAGAGGAUCCGGUUCCAUCUGGAUGGAUGACAUCAACUGCAAAGGCACGGAAAAUGCCAUUGCAGAAUGCAGUGCAAAUACCCAAGGGAACAAUAACUGUAAUCAUGAACAAGACGCAGCAGUUAUUUGUUCAGAAUCAUCCUACAUAAACGUGGGUGACAUAAGACUGAUGAAUGGUCCUCCGGACGCUUGCGCUGGAAGAGUUGAGGUCUUGUACCAGCAGCACUGGGGGACAGUAUGCGACGAUAGAUGGGACAUGGAGGAUGCCGGUGUUGUAUGCACGCAGCUGGGCUGUGGCUUCGCGUUGGAAGCCCCGCACAUGUCGCACUUUGGGGAAGGGUCUGGUCCCAUCUGGCUGGAUGACGUGAACUGCACAGGAUCUGAAGAGUCUCUCAAAGACUGCAAAGGACAGGCCAUGGGAGAGCACAAUUGUAACCAUGCCGAGGAUGCGAGUGUCAUAUGCUCAGGUCUUUUCCAGGUGCGAUUGGCCAACGGACCCAAUUCCUGUGCCGGGCGGGUGGAGAUAAAACAUAAUGGCUCUUGGGCCUCCAUCGGUGAAACCGACUGGAGUCUUACGGAGGCCACGGUGGUCUGCCGGCAACUGGGCUGUGGGGCAGCCGUGUCUGCACCGGUGGGCAACCAAUAUGGUGUCGCUCUUGGCCCAGCAUUGCUGAACGAGGUGAAAUGGUCUUCUGUCGCUGUGACAGUGAUUCUGGUGUUGGCAGCUGCUGCCCUUCUCCUCGGUGGGACCUUGCUGUACCUGCGGAAACGGAGGAGCGGGAAACCCUUAUGGGCGGAUCUCUUCGCUCAUACACAAAAUGCAUUUACGAAAGACAUCACCUUUCAAUCAGAUAUGGUAAACGGCACUCCAGACACAUACGGCCAGGAAGGAGCAGCGCACGAGAUGGACUCGGACACCGUCUGCCUGGUGAAAGGCACCGCUGGGUCUCCCCCAGACCCCAUUAACUGA
Molecule: messenger RNA, 3138 nt
Organism: Euleptes europaea (tarantolino)
Lineage: Eukaryota; Metazoa; Chordata; Lepidosauria; Squamata; Sphaerodactylidae
Product: deleted in malignant brain tumors 1 protein-like
Exons: 12
Coding region: 1-3138 (1045 amino acids)
Cellular component (GO): membrane
Source: RefSeq, a predicted model, not a curated record